UUACACCCAAAAUAAUAAUAAUAAAAAAUAAAACAAUAAACAUCCAACAAUCAAACACUUCCACUUCUACUCUCACUAAAUAUCAUCAUCUUCAUCUCUACCGACAACAUCCUCAAUGGAAGAUCCACAUUUCACCUCAAAACUUCUUCUUUUCAUCACAUGGUUUCUUUUUCCAGCAAUGGUGGCAUCAGUAGGGAUCAACUAUGGACAAAUCGCCAACAAUCUCCCAUCACCCGAACGCGUAGUUCCGUUGGUUAAAUCCAUCGGUGCGACACGGGUUAAGCUCUAUGAUGCAGAUCCUAAGGUUCUGAAAGCUUUUGCAAACACGGGAGUUGAGUUUAUUGUAGGUCUUGGUAAUGAGUAUUUAUCCAAGAUGACCGAUCCGAAUAACGCUCAAGCGUGGGUUAAAGCCAACGUUCAAGCGUACUUGCCCGCAACUAAAAUCACCUCCAUUGCUGUUGGCAAUGAAGUUUUGACUUUUAAUGAUACUUCUCUUUCGGGAUGUUUGCUUCCGGCGAUGCAAAGUGUUCAUAACGCGCUCGUUAACUUGAAAUUGGAUAGUCAGGUCACGGUUACGACUGCACACUCGGUGGCAGUACUCCAGAACUCGUACCCCCCUUCCUCGGGGGCUUUCCGGCCGGAUCUAAAGGGAUGCAUCUCUCCAAUCCUGGAUUUCCUUUCGAAAACAUGUUCGCCAUUUCUAAUCAAUGCGUACCCAUUCUUCGCAUACAAGGCGAAUCCGAAGCAAGUUUCGCUUGAUUUCGUUCUCUUUCAGCCCAAUGCCGGUAUCACUGAUCCGGCUAACAACUUACACUACGACAACAUGUUGUUCGCUCAAAUUGACGCGGUUUACGCGGCUCUUAACCGGUUAGGUUACAAUAAAAUGACGGUCCAGAUAUCCGAAACCGGUUGGCCGUCAAAAGGAGACGAUGACGAGCUAGGAGCAUCGCCCGAAAACGCUAAGAAAUAUAAUGGAAACCUUUUGAAAAUAAUUAGUCAGAAGAAAGGAACCCCGGCGAGACCCAACACCGAUUUGAACAUCUUCGUGUUCGCUAUGUUUAAUGAGAAUUUGAAGCCCGGCCCGACGUCAGAAAGGAAUUAUGGUUUGUUUAAACCGGAUGGAACUCCGGCGUAUGGGUUGGGUUUUUCGGGAAUCGGUGUCUCUGGCGGUAAUUCGACAAGUACGGGUGGUAACAGUCCGGGUACGAAUGGGCCGGGGGUAUAUUUGUCGCCGCCCGCCAACUCGUCCGAUGGGUAUAUGGACAUAUCUUUGUCUCCGGAAAAAGUUAUUCGAAGCAGUUGGAGAAGAUUGGGCAUGGGUUUGAUGUUAAUCUUGAUGGCAAUGGCCUUUGAUAUUUGAUGUGUUAGAUUAUUAUGGUUUGAAUGGGAUUAGAAAAUUAGAGGAAGAGACAACCUACCAUAUUCCAUGUCAGGAAAAUGUGUUGAUGUUGAUGUUAAUGUUAAUGUUAUUCCUUAUUCUUGUAAUUUGGAAAUUCUUUAAUUAAAUCUUGUGUCAUAUGUGCAUUAUCAUAUUCAAUAUGUUUGAUUUGCA
Helianthus annuus (common sunflower) is the source of this 1552-nucleotide messenger RNA. RefSeq names its product glucan endo-1,3-beta-glucosidase 11. The record is from RefSeq and is a predicted model, not a curated record. Gene Ontology annotation, biological process: carbohydrate metabolic process. NCBI's taxonomy places the organism in Eukaryota, Viridiplantae, Streptophyta, Magnoliopsida, Asterales, Asteraceae. The transcript has 4 exons. Gene Ontology annotation, molecular function: hydrolase activity, hydrolyzing O-glycosyl compounds. Gene Ontology annotation, cellular component: plasma membrane. The coding region runs from base 116 to 1360 and encodes 414 amino acids.